AUGGGAAUGGUUUUUGGUAAAAUCGCCGUGGAGACUCCCAAACACACGGUGGUCAAAUCCGGCGACGGCUAUGAGAUCCGUGAAUAUCCUCCGGCCGUGGCGGCGGAGGUCACUUACGAUCCUUCCGAGUUCAAAGGCGACAGAGACGGCGGCUUCAUGGUUUUGGCCAAGUACAUAGGCGUGUUCGGCAAACCGGAGAACCAGAAGCCGGAGCAAAUCGCCAUGACUGCUCCGGUGAUCACCAAGGAAGGCGAGAAGAUCGCCAUGACUGCUCCGGUUGUGACCAAGGAAGGAGGAGGAGGGGAGAAGAAGAUGGUGACGAUGCAGUUUCUGUUGCCGGAGAUGUACAAGAAGGCUGAGGACGCGCCGCGUCCGAUGGAUGAGAGAGUGGUGAUUAAGGAGGAAGGAGGGAGAAAGUACGGCGUGGUGAAGUUCAGUGGUAAUGCAAAUGAGAGUGUGGUGAGUGAGAAGGUGAAGAAGCUGAGGAGUGAUCUUGAGAGAGAUGGGUUUAAGAUCACCGGAGAGUUCGUGCUUGCUAGGUAUAAUCCGCCAUGGACGUUGCCUCCUUUCAAGACCAAUGAAGUCAUGAUCCCUGUUGAAUGA
Molecule: messenger RNA, 603 nt
Organism: Eruca vesicaria subsp. sativa (arugula)
Lineage: Eukaryota; Viridiplantae; Streptophyta; Magnoliopsida; Brassicales; Brassicaceae
Source: the annotation of a GenBank genome assembly